Molecule: messenger RNA, 2911 nt
Organism: Lolium perenne
Lineage: Eukaryota; Viridiplantae; Streptophyta; Magnoliopsida; Poales; Poaceae
Source: RefSeq, a predicted model, not a curated record
UCAAGGAAGUCAAUACACACCCAAGCAUUUAAAGCGCAAGGGCCAGUGGAUCGAGCCAUGCUCCAAUAAGGCAUUAACAACUGCUCGUGCAAUGGAGCAAUCAACGGCGGGAAGUCCAUGGCUGCUGCUUCUCUUCCUCGCCGCUGCUGCCACCGGCGGGGCUCGAGCCCAGACUGACAGCAAAGGGUUCAUCAGCAUAGACUGCGGGCUACCGGGGAAGGCGAGCUACGAGGACGCCACCACCACGCUCUCCUAUGUCCCCGACGCAGGCUUCACCGACGACGCCGCCGGCACCAACAUGAACAUCUCGGCCGAGCACAUGACGUCCCAGCUCUCGCGGCGUUACCACGACGUGCGCAGCUUCCCGGAUGGCGUGCGCAACUGCUACACGCUCCGCUCCCUCGUGUCGGGGCGCAAAUACCUCCUCCGCGCCGCGUUCCUGUACGGCGACUACGACGGCCUCGGCAGGCCGCCCGUCUUCGACCUCCACGCCGGCGUGAACUACUGGAUGACCGUCAACGCCUCGGACCCCGGCGAGGAGGUGAUCGCGGAGGCUCUCGUCGUGGUGCCGGACGAUUUCGUCCAGGUCUGCCUGGUGAAUACCGGCACCGGGACGCCAUUCGUGUCCGCGCUGGAGCUGAGGCCGCUCAAGAUGAGGUACUACCCGCAGGUGAACUUGACGCAGGGCCUUGUCCUCGCCCACAGACUCAACCUCGGCCCGGAAACAGGCAUCGUCAGGUACCCUGAUGAUCCAAACGACAGAGUAUGGACCGCUUCCGCACUGAAAGAAGGUCGGGAGAUAUCGACGACGGAGACGAUGCAAUUCAACUACGAGGUUCCCAUGGUGGUGAUGCAGACGGCGGUCACGACGCCCAACGCCUCCGAAAACAUAGAUCUCUCAUGGGAGCCCGUGCCUCAGCCUCGCGACCCGUCGCCCGGACACUUCAUCAUCACCCAUUUCUCCGAACUGCAGAUCCUCCCCACCAACGCCCUGCGCGAGUUCUACGUCAGCAUCAAUGGCGCCAAGGUGGCCAACAACAUCAGGCUACCCUACCUCGGGGUCAACAUGGUAUACAAUCAAGACGCCCCCUACCGGGACAGCCGCUACAAUAUCUCCAUCGGCGUCACCGCUAAUUCGACGCUGCCGCCCGUCUUGAGCGCCAUAGAGUUGUUCUUUUCCAUGUCCACCACCAACCUUGCCACGGACUCCCGGGACGUAUCAGCGGUCACGGCGAUCAAGGCAAGGUAUCAUGUGCAGAUGAACUGGAUGGGUGACCCAUGCGUCCCUAAGACGAUGGCCUGGGAAAGGUUGACGUGCAGUUACACCAUGGCCAGCCAUCCGAGGAUCACAAGCCUAAACAUGUCCUUUAGUGGUCUGAACGGUGAUAUAUCCCCUUCUUUUGCGAAUCUCAAGGCUCUCCAGUACUUGGAUCUUUCGAACAACAACUUGACGGGCACAAUUCUAGAUACCCUAUCUCAGUUACCUUUGCUGACACUUUUAGAUUUGUCUGGAAAUCAGCUCAGUGGAGCAAUUCCCUCUGGAUUUCUCAAAAGAAUUCAAGAUGGCUCCCUAAAUCUAAGAUAUGGCAACAACUCAAACAUUUGCACCGACAGUAAUUCAUGCCAUCCUGCUAAAAUGAAGAGCAAGCUGGCCAUCUACGUUAGUGUCCCUAUGGUUGUGAUUGUGCUAUUUGUAUCACUGACAAUGACACUCUUAUGCUUGCUGAGACGGAAAAAUCCAGGAUCAAUCAACAACACACUUGGACUUGAGACUCGUCGGUUCACAUACAUCGAACUCAAGAGGAUAACCAAAAAUCUGCAACAAGUUUUGGGCAAGGGAGGGUUCGGUUAUGUCUACCAUGGCUUCUUGGAUGAUGGCACUCAAGUAGCGGUAAAGAUACAGUCACAAUCUUCCAAUCAAGGUGAUAAGGAAUUUCUAGCAGAGGUUCAUAUAUUGACCCGGAUUCAUCACAAGAAUCUUGUCUCCGUGAUUGGUUACUGCAAUGAUGGGGAGCACAUGGCACUUGUUUACGAGUUCAUGCAGGAGGGAACCCUGGAAGAGCACAUUUCAGGAAGAGACCACAAUGGAGUAUGCUUACGUUGGAAACAUAGACUCCGUAUAGCAGUCGAGUCUGCUAAAGGGCUAGAGUACCUACACAAGGGGUGCAACCCACCUUUGAUUCACAGGGAUGUGAAGGCAUCCAAUAUCCUUUUGAACUCAAGGAUGGAGGCCAAGAUUGCUGAUUUUGGAUUGUCCAAGGCUUUCAAUCAUGGUAAAGAGACCGCUCUGUCUACGGAUGCGGUUGUUGGUACACUUGGAUAUGUGGAUCCAGAGUAUCAGACAAUAGGGAGGCUGACGACAAAGAGUGACGUUUACAGCUUUGGCAUCGUGUUGCUAGUGAUUGUUACGGGAAAGCUACCAACCCUGAAUAACCCGCAAAACAUGAGUAUCAUCGAGGGGGUGCAACAACAACUAUCACAAGGCAACAUCGAGGGUGUGGUUGAUGUGCGCAUGCAUGGUGACCACGACAUAAAUAGUACAUGGAAGGUUGCUGAGAUCGCACUCAAGUGCACCUCAAAGUCCUCAAUGCAUCGACCCACCAUGACCGAUGUCGUGGCACAACUACAGGAGUGCCUCAAGCUAGAGGAGGACCGUGAUGACGGCGACAUGAAUCAAGGAUUCUACACUUCCAUCGAUAGAACUGACCUGGACUGGAGAUAUGAUGCUUACCCUGUGCACCAUUCCAUGAACAUGAACGAGAGCAGAACUAUGAUGGAGCAUAAUUUUGGGAGGGUGCCAACUAUGGACACCGGUCCUGCCGUUCGAUAAGACUUGUUAGUUGUUUUCCUUUGGCAAUUUAUUUUAUGUCAUACUUUUCAUAAGAAAUCUCACUGAUAAUCUAGACUUAGU